UUCUCAGGCCUCGCCCUUCCUGGCUUUUGGCCUGCCUCCCACCACUCAAGCCUUAGUGGUCGGAGGUCCAACCCCUUGGACUCUGGGGCAGACCUGGGAGCCCUGGCCUUGGGGUUUCUGGCGUCGCCGAGCCUCAGCCUGUGAUUCUGGAAGGUAUCGAGAACCUUCCUUGUGAACUUCAGAGGAAUUUCCAGCUGAUGCGAGAGCUGGACCAGAGGACAGAAGAUAAGAAAGCGGAGAUCGACCUCCUGGCCGCAGAGUACAUCUCCACGGUGAAGACCCUGUCCGCGGAGCAGCGGGUGCAGCACCUGCAGAAGAUCCAGAGCGCCUACAGCAAGUGCAAGGAGUACAGCGAUGACAAGGUGCAGCUGGCCAUGCAGACCUACGAGAUGGUGGACAAACAUAUUCGGAGGCUCGACGCGGACCUGGCGCGCUUCGAAGCGGACCUGAAGGACAAGCUGGAGGGCAGCGACUUUGAGGGCUCUGGAGGACGAGGCUUAAAAAAAGGUCGGAGCCAGAAAGAGAAGAGAGGCUCCCGGGGCCGAGGCAGGAGGGCCUCAGAGGAAGACACUCCAAAGAAAAAGAAGCAUAAAGGGGGGUCCGAGUUCACCGACACCAUCCUGUCCGUGCACCCCUCCGACGUGCUCGACAUGCCUGUGGACCCCAACGAGCCCACCUACUGCCUCUGCCACCAGGUGUCCUACGGGGAGAUGAUUGGCUGUGACAAUCCGGAUUGUCCCAUCGAGUGGUUCCACUUCGCCUGUGUGGACCUGACCACGAAGCCCAAAGGAAAAUGGUUCUGCCCACGGUGUGUCCAGGAGAGGAGGAAGAAGAAGUAAGGCAGAGGCCGAUGCCGGGGCCAGAAAGCAAGUUGAUACACUCCGUCAUUUGCGUUGCAAUAUUUUAUCUUCAUCUUAAAACUACCUUGAUUUGAACAAUAUUUAAUGACAAUGGCCAGUUGUAAUUCUGGAUAUUUCCUAAUACCAACAAGAACCCCCUGAGCCCUGUUUGCACAGAGGAGGGAUCUUAUGGGGACUUGCCACGUGACUCUGUUCUCGUGACUUUCUGUACAGACCCCAGCACUGAGCACGGGGGUCCCACCAGGAGCCCGAGUGACUCCGUGGGCGUGCGGUGUGCUGGGUGCCGCGGGGCGUGCCAGCAGGGAGCAGACACUCCCAUCACUGCGCAGCCGGAGCUGUGAGCCUGGCGUGGUCUGCGGUGUCCGAGGCAGCCCUGGGAGCGCGCCCGGCGCACCUCGUCCGUCCACGCUGAGUGCGCAGUGGGCGGCCUGGGGGCGUGGCCGGAAGGCGCCCUUCGGACCGUUGGGGCGGAGCUGGCAGCCGCGUGAGAAGUGGCCCCUCCUCCCUGCAGCCGCUCCGCCGGGCCGUGCACUGCCCCUUCCUCCGGACUGCUGUUCCUCCUGAGGCUUUACUGUCUGGAGUCAACGCGCGGGGCUGGCAGGCGGGCCGGCGGUCACCACGACCAGUGCAGACGAGGGACAGCAUCACGGACUGGCCGGUGUUCCGUGUCUCUGGGAAUUCCGAAUGUUUUUACUGUGAAGACGAAGUCAUUGUAGCCGCAUGAAGACAGUGGGUGUGUGUGUGCAGUGAGUCCAGUCUACUAAGAGCCGACUUUGAACCUGUUUGUGUUGCGCCCUGGGUCGGCAGCUUGUCCCAGGGACUACAAUUAUGUGAUGUGAUUUGUGAAUUUCUUGUGCCACUGUAGCAGUUCUGGAAUGAAGUUAGGAAACUAGUAUGUACUUUGUGUUCAGUCAGCAUUCACCAAACCGAUUUCGGACCACCUCUCUGGUACCGUUUGGGGGCGUGACAUGCCUUUGCUGUGCUGAGAGCCACGUGUGACGGCACCUAGAGUGUGGCUGCUGGGAGCACCCCUGGACUCUGCGGGACCUACCCCACGUGAUCCAGGCCAGUCAGGGCUCCUCCCGCCAGAGAAAGAGCCCAGGAGGUGAAAUCGAGGUGUGAAACGCCUGGCGUCAGAAGGAUCUCACCCUCCUUGUCAGGGGCCCCGGGAGUGGCCCGCCGCCCCCUUCCCGUGGCCCCCUUCCCGUGGCCUCGCUCACUGUGGCCUCUCCGGGCUUCCUGUGUUUCUCCAAGGGGAGGGAACAGGGCAGAGCAGGUGGCGCAACUGCGUUCUAGACCAGCCGCUCC
Phyllostomus discolor (pale spear-nosed bat) is the source of this 2168-nucleotide messenger RNA. RefSeq names its product inhibitor of growth family member 5 (gene ING5). Gene Ontology annotation, biological process: positive regulation of apoptotic signaling pathway; positive regulation of DNA-templated transcription. Gene Ontology annotation, cellular component: nucleus. Lineage: Eukaryota; Metazoa; Chordata; Mammalia; Chiroptera; Phyllostomidae. Gene Ontology annotation, molecular function: chromatin binding. The transcript has 8 exons. The coding region runs from base 198 to 839 and encodes 213 amino acids. The record is from RefSeq and is a predicted model, not a curated record.